GGAAAAAAAGAAGACGCUUCUAUAUAAAUGAUAACAAAGUAUAAUUAGGGUUUAGAGCUUAGAGUCGAGAGAGCUUAGCCACUCUAGUGUUAACCCUAGAACCAGGAACCAGAAGAAGAAGAAGUUUCGACUCACUCGACAAUGGCGGUCGGGAAGAACAAGAGGAUUUCAAAGGGAAAGAAGGGAGGAAAGAAGACUGUUGAUCCAUUUGCAAAGAAGGAUUGGUAUGAUAUCAAAGCACCAUCGCUCUUCUCUGUUAGGAAUAUUGGGAAAACCCUAGUCAGUAAAACUCAGGGAACUAAGAUUGCUUCUGAAGGACUCAAGCACCGAGUGUUUGAGAUUUCAUUGGCUGAUCUUCAAGCCGAUGAGGAUCAAUCAUACAAGAAGUUCAGACUUCGAGUUGAGGAUGUUCAAGGAAAAAAUGUUCUUACAAAUUUCUGGGGAAUGGAUUUUACCACAGACAAGUUGAGAUCUCUUGUAAGAAAGUGGCAGACAUUGAUUGAAGCCCAUGUUGAUGUCAAGACAACAGACAACUUUACCUUGAGGAUGUUCUGUAUUGGAUUCACCAAGAGGAGAGAGAAACAGGUCAAGAGAACCUGUUAUGCUCAAUCUAGCCAGAUCCGACAGAUUCGUCGCAAGAUGGUUGAAAUCAUGGUAAACCAGGCCUCCUCGUGUGAUCUUAAAGAGUUGGUGGCAAAAUUCAUUCCUGAAAUGAUUGGAAAGGAGAUUGAGAAGGCUACAUCAAGCAUUUAUCCAUUGCAGAAUGUGUUUAUUAGGAAGGUCAAGAUCUUGAAGGCUCCAAAGUUUGAUCUUGGAAAGUUGAUGGAGGUUCAUGGUGACUACUCUGAGGAUGUUGGUGUGAAGGUUGAUAGGCCUGCUGAGGAAACAGUACCAGAGGCUGAAACUGAAGUUGUUGGAGCUUAGGUUCAUGGUAUAACUACUCCAAAGAUGUGUGCAGGUAGAUAAGCUGGCUGAGUAAACAGUACCAGAGGUUGAAACUGCAGUUGUUGGAGCUUAGAUUAGAUGAGGGAUUAGUGUUACUUAUAUGGUCUCCGUUGUUAAAUUUUCUCGAGAGCAAUGCAUGUCCUACAAAUUCACGACAACCUCUAGUUAAAGCACUCAUUUUGGUUCAUUUAUGAGGAUGCACUUCUUAUUUUUGACUUUGAAAUGUUUGUAAGUUUCUUUUGUCUGGAACUAUACAUUUUCUAUAUGCUUCUCAGAAACAUUUCCACUGUCCA
This is a messenger RNA of Papaver somniferum (opium poppy), 1238 nucleotides long. RefSeq names its product 40S ribosomal protein S3a-like. Gene Ontology annotation, cellular component: ribosome; cytosol. Lineage: Eukaryota; Viridiplantae; Streptophyta; Magnoliopsida; Ranunculales; Papaveraceae. The coding region runs from base 142 to 924 and encodes 260 amino acids. Gene Ontology annotation, molecular function: structural constituent of ribosome. Gene Ontology annotation, biological process: translation. The record is from RefSeq and is a predicted model, not a curated record. The transcript is spliced from 7 exons.